AUGACAUCAGCACAAAAUAGUGUAUUUGAUAUAUUGGACGGUACAGAUGAAUUUCCUCUUCUAAAUAAGGUUUCAAAAGACUCAUUUGCUGUUGGUCUUGACUCUCUUCUUGAUAAUUUGGAUAGUAAUAAUAAUGAUGAUUCGCUCAUAGAUUCAUUCAAUCCUGACCAAUUCCUCUACAAGAAUUUCCGUUUUAUUUCGCUAGCGGAUCUUAAUUCCGAACUUACACGGCUCCAUGAAUCACUUGAUCGUGAGCUUUUUGAUCUUGUGAAUGAUGAUUAUCACGAUUUCGUGAAACUUGCAACCCUGUUGAAUAACAACACUUUUGUCAGUCUUGUUAGCAAUAUCAGAUUAUCUGUGGCAAACUAUCAUGUGAAUAUUAAUUCUCAACAGAGUGCAUUUACUAAAGAUUUUGAAACAGUAGAUAGGGCUAUUUGUUUCAAAAAGAAAUUGGAUCUUACCAGAUCCAUGUUAGAAAAAAUAUUGUUAUUGCAUCGAUCACUUGAUAUUUUUGAGAAACUUGUGGUUGAACACUCCACAAUUAAUGGCAAUGAUGUCGAUUUGGCAUAUAGCUCUUCUAAUGAAAAUAUAAUACUGAACUCAAGUACCGAUUCUAAAGACCCAUUUGAAGUGAUACUAGAAUCACAAGCAACAUUUGGAGAGGGCAAAGAUUUAGAUUUAAAAGUUAUUAAAGAAAUGGCAUCUUUAUAUCUUUCAACGCAUAUUUUAGAGCAGUACCUAACAGAGAAGGUUUCUGGAGCUCUGAAGGCAACAAAUGAUAAGGAAUUUCUAGAAAUACCUGACAUAGAAGAAAGUUUCAAGACUAAGGAUGUAUUGGAAAAUAUUCAGAAACUCAAUAAAUUAACAUUAAAAAAUCUUUUACAACCAUCAACUUCAAAUCCCAAUGGUGAUGAAAUGAAUGAGGAAGAUGAUGACGUUUACCAUAAUUCUGAUGAUGAUCCUACAUCAGUACUCAAAACUAGUCCAUUUCUCAGUGCUCAAUUCCGUCGAGCGAACAAAGUACACCUUGAAUUCCGCGCUAUAGUCGAUGAGUAUCUUAAAAAACUUGUUUCGGGAAAAAAAAAAUCUCUAGAUUCUGCAGUAUCAUCUGCAAUUGAUUUGAUUACCAGUCCUACCGAUGAUCUUGUGGAGGUAUUCGGCAACAAAAAACUGCAAGACGCUGAUCUUAAAAAAACCUUCUUGGAACUAAAAAGUUCGCUUGAAGGGGAUGGUAGUGGGAACGAAUUGUUAGAGCUAAUGGGGAUUUAUUUGAUUAUUGGAUGUGAAGAAGAGUUUAUAAAAAUCUUGAAGAAAUAA
This is a messenger RNA of Saccharomycopsis crataegensis, 1317 nucleotides long. RefSeq lists its product as uncharacterized. The record is from RefSeq and is a predicted model, not a curated record. Bases 1 to 1317 code for a protein of 438 amino acids. Gene Ontology annotation, biological process: Golgi organization; protein transport; intra-Golgi vesicle-mediated transport. The transcript has a single exon. Gene Ontology annotation, cellular component: COG complex; membrane. NCBI's taxonomy places the organism in Eukaryota, Fungi, Ascomycota, Saccharomycetes, Ascoideales, Saccharomycopsidaceae.